Molecule: messenger RNA, 4614 nt
Organism: Notolabrus celidotus (New Zealand spotty)
Lineage: Eukaryota; Metazoa; Chordata; Actinopteri; Labriformes; Labridae
Product: serine/threonine-protein kinase tousled-like 1-B
Exons: 22
Coding region: 370-2649 (759 amino acids)
Biological process (GO): chromosome segregation; intracellular signal transduction; peptidyl-serine phosphorylation
Cellular component (GO): nucleus
Molecular function (GO): protein serine/threonine kinase activity; ATP binding
Source: RefSeq, a predicted model, not a curated record
GAUCCCAGAUCAGUGUCUGUGUCGGUGUCAUGCCAUCCCCCUCGCGCUGCUAGGUACGCGCCAGCCUCGCGAUAGCCUCGCCUACAAGAAUCAGAGCUCCGCUCGCGAACUGGAUGCUGACAGGCGCGCGGUGCGGUCAUCAUGCAAAGGUUACACUGGAUCCGUUUCAGCGAGUCUCUGAAGAAGCCGCUCCUCCGCAGCAGGACCCGCACGGGGAACAACAUGCGAGACGUCUAGCAACACAAAAGCCUCCUACUGACGUUCCCCCGGCCUGUGAGACGACAGCAGGUGUCCAGCUAUGGACGCGAGUUUGGGAUUUCCGCGAACAGCAGAGUGUACGCUGGCUCCUCUCGGCGGUAAAGUGGCUUCAUGAGUGUCCAAAGUAACAGUGGAAGUGGUGGUGGAAGUUUGGAGGCGACGCCAUCUUGGUCGCAGCUCUCCUCGUCCCCAACGAUUUCUCAACAACAUAUAACGGCGACCGCAAAGAGCAAGGAAGGCCCCAUGGAGGAGCUGCACAGCCUGGACCCCAGGAGACAGGAGCUGCUGGAGGCCAGGUUUACUGGAGCCGUCAGCGGGAACACGGUCGGGAGCACCGGGAGCACCAGCGGAGGAGCUAAGGGGCUGGCCAACGAGUCCUCCAACCACAGCUACGGCAGUCUGGGCUCUUCUAGUGACAAGGAGUCGGAGAACUCUGAUUUGAAAAGAGGGAGCUCCCCUGCCUACUCAACCCCGGAGAAGAAGCACUCUGAAACGUCCAGGGGGAGGAAAAGGAAAGCUGACACCUAUUCAGAGAGUAGUCAAGGAAAGACGUCCACACGUGGGCCCAAGAUCAGCGACUACUUUGAUGGUGGGAAUGGUUCCAGUCCAGUCAGAGGCCUCCCAUCAGCUCGCCGCUCUCCACAGAGCUCCCACUCCGCCCCUGGCUCAAUCAUCCGACAGAACAGUUCCUCUCCUACCAGUCUGUGUUUUGGGGAACACAAUCCAAAAGCCUCCUCCAGCAAGAGUGUCCAGACGGAGUUAACUGGCUUGAAGCUCGCUGCUCUGGAGAGCAACAAGAGUCUGGACCUGGAGAAAAAAGAGGGGCGAAUAGAUGAUCUUCUCAGGGCUAACUGUGACCUGCGCAGACAGAUAGAUGAACAGCAGAAACUCCUGGAGAAAUACAAGGAGAGGCUGAAUAAAUGUAUCACCAUGAGCAAGAAGCUGCUCAUAGAGAAGAGCACACAGGAGAAGCAGUCGUGUCGGGAGAAGAGCAUGCAGGACCGUCUACGUCUAGGUCACUUCACCACCGUCAGACACGGAGCAUCCUACACGGAGCAGUGGACCGAUGGAUACGCAUUCCAAAACCUGAUCAAGCAGCAGGAGGGCAUCAACCAGCAGAGGGAGGACAUUGAGCGACAGAGGAAGCUGCUGGCCAAGAGGAAGCCUCCAAACCCUGCGUCUCCCUCCGUUUCUGUAGCCUCCUCCUCUGAACCCAAGCAGCGCAAAACUAAAGUGGUCAACGGCAACGACUCAGAUCCCUUCCUCAAACCGUCCCUGCCACAGCUACUGACCCUCGCUGAGUACCACGAGCAGGAGGAAAUCUUCAAGCUGCGCCUCGGACAUCUGAAGAAGGAGGAAGCAGAGAUCCAGGCAGAGCUGGAGCGGCUUGAGCGGGUGAGGAAUCUGCACAUCAGAGAGCUGAAGAGGAUAAACAACGAGGACAGCUCAGCGUUUAAAGACCAUCCCACCCUGAACGAGAGGUAUCUGCUGCUGCACUUGCUGGGCAGGGGCGGCUUCAGUGAGGUUUAUAAGGCUUUUGACCUGUUUGAGCAGCGCUAUGCAGCUGUCAAAAUCCACCAGCUCAACAAGAACUGGAGAGAGGAGAAGAAAGAAAACUACCACAAGCAUGCAUGCAGGGAGUACCGGAUACACAAGCAGCUGGACCAUCCAAGAAUAGUCAAACUGUACGACUACUUCUCCCUGGAUACUGACACGUUCUGCACGGUUCUGGAGUUCUGUGAAGGAAACGACCUGGACUUCUACCUGAAACAAAACAAGCUGAUGUCAGAGAAAGAGGCUCGCUCCAUCGUCAUGCAGAUCGUCAGCGCCCUGCGCUACCUCAACGAGAUCAAACCGCCCAUAAUCCACUACGACCUCAAACCUGGUAACAUCUUAUUGGUAGACGGCACUGCAUGUGGAGAAAUCAAGAUCACUGACUUUGGCCUGUCGAAGAUCAUGGAUGAUGACAACUACGGCGUGGAUGGGAUGGACCUCACGUCACAAGGAGCUGGAACCUACUGGUACCUCCCUCCAGAGUGUUUUGUGGUGGGAAAGGAGCCGCCUAAAAUCUCCAACAAGGUGGACGUCUGGUCUGUGGGAGUGAUCUUCUUCCAGUGCCUCUACGGACGCAAGCCGUUUGGUCACAACCAGUCACAGCAGGACAUUCUGCAGGAAAACACCAUCCUCAAGGCCACUGAGGUCCAGUUCCCCGCUAAACCACAGGCCAGCACAGAGGCCAAGGCGUUUAUUCGCCGCUGUCUGGCCUACCGCAAGGAGGACCGCUUCGAUGUUCACCAGCUGUGCUCGGACUCGUACCUCCUCCCUCACAUGAGACGCUCGAACUCCUCGGGCUCCCUGCAGCCGUCUGCCUCCUCCCUCCCUGCCUACUGACUGUCUUUCUCACCGCUGACAGGACCCUCCGGCCAAUCCCCGAGGCAGGACUGAGCAGAUUCUCUUUUUUUAACCUGAGCUGAUCCACGAUGGAUAAAUAGCAACAGAGCAGAAUCAAACAGGAAAGAUGGAAAAAGAAGGAGGGAAUAAUAAGAGGGGUGUGUGUGUGUUUGAACAGAGCUGUGCCCUUGAACUCAUUUGUGAGCGACAGAGGGGCAGAACAAACUGGACAACGGAAGAGAAAUGGAAAGAAGAAAACAAUAGAGCGAGUGGAUUGCUAAAUGGACUUCACUAAAUAACCCUGUAGGAGACAUUUCAACAUCUAUAGAGGCUCCUUGUUGCCGUGUCCAAUCCAACCUCUCCUAGCUCUACACAGUAACACUCCUCUCGUGGAUCUCUUCUACAUACAGCCGCUGUUAUUAAUGUUCUCUUGUUGCUAAUAUGAGGGCGGGGGUGACCAGCAGAGAACAGAUGAAGGGUUUGUCACAGAGGAGGUGGAGUCUCUGUACGUCAAACUUUGUGUUUAAAUCAACUCCUUUAGUCUAAUGUUAUGAGGCACAAAAUGAUGGUUACAUGUCGACGAAUUAACCCUUAACUUAAAAAUGAUUUUGUAACUUUGAUGGACUAAAAAGAAAAAAGUUCCAGAGAAAAUGUCCUGGGCUCGAUUUGCACUUCUGGUCUGGAUCAUGGCGAUCAGGCCUCACAACAUAUUUGGCAUGAAGGACUUCAGCGUGGGCUAGUUCUGGACUUCAUCGGUAGCCAAGUCCUCUGUUCACUUCUCUGUUUUGGUUCUAAAGCAGCUCCGAUCGGCUGCUCCGUUUACAGGAAUCUGUGAAUCUGUCUUAAUCCCUCCUUGCUGUCCAGAUUAGAGUCAAAAUGUUUCAAAGAGCAGCACCAUGUUGUCCUAGAUGUCCUCAUCACGCUGCCUGCAGAGAGCGGGACUGCAUCAGCUGUUACUGUGCUGCAGUUAAGUGUACAUUUCAUGUGCAGGAGACGUUACUCUCUAGCAAAUACAUCAUAAUGAGGCUUCUAUUGCUUCCCAGAGUCUCACUUUCCUUUGUGUUUCCUCCUGAAAGCUGUUCUCAGUUUGCUGCUAUGAAUGUCGCUUUGAGUUCCUAAUGUGUGAAUGGUUUCCGCCUGGCAUAUGUGUGUGUACUUGAUCUGUGUUAAGAGGGACGCUCUCCAGAGCCGCCCCCCCUCUUUUAAAUGGAUCCCCUGCUGUGCUGUAGAAAAGAGGGGAUGCAACACAUUCAUCUUUGUCCGUUUGGGUUUUUUUGUUUCAUUUCAUGUACAAGUCUCACACAUUAUUAUUAUUAUAUGGAGCAAAAAGUCCCAGAAUGCUCUGCAGUGGGGAAUGGCCACACCUGUCCAUGCCCAGGUUGUUGCGAGAUGAUUCACUGCUGCUCCAGAUCAAGUGGAAAUGUUAACGUCCUGUAAAUAAAGCACUUACCUGUAUGCUGGUGUGACAUUUGAAACCCUCUUAGAUGCCAGUGGGGUGCCAGAUGUGGGGUUAAUCUUCCGUCUUUGCACUCUUCUGCUUUUAAAAAUAAGUCUUAAUGAUUUUUAUGUGUGGAGGAACACCCAGGUGUAGCUUUAGCAACAUGACGGGCUGAUUAAACUGCUGUAGGCGAACACUUACAGCGUGCACAUAAAAGCAAAUAAUGAUAUGAAGUGAAACAGGUGAAGUCUGCGUGCACUUCGCUAAAUUGUCAUUUUAUCCACUUGGGUGCACAAAGGCGUCGAACAAAUUGUCUUCGCCUCUAUCGAGGUUCCCCCCCCCCUCUCUCUCUCUCUCUCCACAUAAAGUGGGAGCCAGCACCGAGUGCAUAAACCACAUGACUAUUAAUGUGUAGACAGUUGUGAGUAGAGCCAUUAGUAAGCUAUAUGUCAAAAAACAUUUGCAGUGGGAGAGCAGCACUGGGUCCUGUCGUUCAUAUGCAAUAAAGAUCGCCUUACAAGUCUUCA